UCCAUCCAAUCAUUCAUCCAUUUCUGCCUUAGUCAUCUGUUUCUUUUUUCCAUUUAUCCCCGCCACUCUCAGCCAAUUCAAGGCUUCUCAUAGGCCUUGCAGCAAUGGAAGCAUCACAUAUGACCACCACCAACUUCUCUACCAUCGUCAUCAUGCUUCUUUCCUCGGCCAUCGCUGCUCAGAGCAGUGGUGACGUUGGUGGCAAGCCCAAACCGACGGACUUCAUGGUGGGAGCGUGCAAGAACGUUUCGAACUUCUCCCGCGGACACAACGAAGGAGACAAGUACGUGAGCCAAGAAUUUUGCAUCUCGACCCUCCAGUCCGACAACCGAAGCGCCAACGCCAAGAACCUCCACGACCUAGCGCUCAUACCCGUCGACAUCCUCAAGGAGCGCGUUGUCACCGCCGGUGGCAACGUCAAGAAAAUGUUGCAUAACACCAAGAACAGCACAUCGUCGACGGCACGCCAUCUCAGAAUCUGUGAGCUGGACUACGCGGCUACUGCGAGCAUCCUGAACUUCUACGACGCCUUGAUGAGGAACUACCAGGGUGAAAGAAGCGCGGGCCACGACGAUGACAAGCCGCUAUUCUCCAAGCUGCCCGAAUGUGUGGACAAAGUGUACGAGGUCUCCAGCUACUGCGCAAUUGCGCUUCUUGAUAUGCCGGGGGCGGAGGCGCUGCUCAAGGAAAGCCAUCAACUGGACAUGCUGAUCAAUCUCAGCAUCGCCUUGCUAGCACCAUACAAAGAUCUCGAGUCAUAAUGUGUUUAUCAAUGUUGCUCUAUCAAUUCUACUUUCAUUUGGAAUAAUAAUAUUAAUGUCGUCGUG
Molecule: messenger RNA, 827 nt
Organism: Triticum urartu
Lineage: Eukaryota; Viridiplantae; Streptophyta; Magnoliopsida; Poales; Poaceae
Molecular function (GO): enzyme inhibitor activity
Source: RefSeq, a predicted model, not a curated record